Molecule: messenger RNA, 711 nt
Organism: Cyclopterus lumpus (lumpfish)
Lineage: Eukaryota; Metazoa; Chordata; Actinopteri; Perciformes; Cyclopteridae
Gene: guca1c
Product: guanylate cyclase activator 1C
Exons: 4
Coding region: 1-570 (189 amino acids)
Molecular function (GO): calcium ion binding; calcium sensitive guanylate cyclase activator activity
Source: RefSeq, a predicted model, not a curated record
AUGGGCGCCUACAACUCAAACCUUGAUGAUAUCAUGGAGGAGGACAUGCACCACUGGUACACCAAAUUCAUGAAGGAGUCUCCUUCGGGACUCAUAACGCUUUUUGAGCUCAAGACAAUGCUGGAAAUGAACGGUAUGACAGAGGAGGCCAGCAGCUAUGUGGACCAGGUCUUCUUCACCUUUGACAUGGAUGGGGAUGGCUACAUGGACUUUGUGGAAUACAUUGCAGCAAUAAGUUUGUUACUGAAAGGAGAAAUUAACCAGAAACUAAAGUGGUACUUCAAGCUCUUUGAUCAAGAUGGAAAUGGGAAAAUUGACAAGCAGGAAAUGGAGACCAUAUUCAAGGCCAUUCAAGAUAUCACCAGAAGUUACGACGUGCAUCCAGAAGAUAUUGUCACUCUUGUAUACGAGAAGAUUGAUAUCCACGGAGAAGGUGAGCUGACACUGGAGGAGUUCAUCACUGGAGCCAGAGAUCAUCCCGACAUCAUGGAAAUGCUCACCAAGAUGAUGGAUCUUACCAACGUUCUGGAAAUCAUUGUUAGAGGUCAACGGAAGACUGCCGUAAACUGAAUCCGUGAUCGGCGAGCUGGACUGUGUGGAGAACUGAGAUGGUUUUCGGAUGAUUUUUAGAACGCGGCAGUGUGAAGGAAAGAUUGCAUGUGCUUGAUCGGUGAGGAUCUGAACUGACAGAGCAGUCCCACGCAGAUCUGU